This is a messenger RNA of Momordica charantia (bitter melon), 675 nucleotides long. RefSeq names its product PMP3 family protein At2g24040. Gene Ontology annotation, cellular component: membrane. The record is from RefSeq and is a predicted model, not a curated record. NCBI's taxonomy places the organism in Eukaryota, Viridiplantae, Streptophyta, Magnoliopsida, Cucurbitales, Cucurbitaceae.
GAACAAAUAAUAACAACUCCUCACAGUCACAGAUCAAACACUUUCUUCGUCUUCCACAACUCUCUCUCAGUUUUCUCUCUGCGAUCGAAAAUGGCGAACGGAUGCGAGAUCUGCUGCGAGAUUCUCAUCGCCAUCCUCAUUCCUCCCCUCGGAGUCUGCCUAAAACACGGCUGCUGCACGGUGGAGUUUUGCCUGUGUUUGAUCCUGACUCUGCUCGGUUACGUUCCGGGGAUCAUCUACGCUCUCUACGCCAUCGUGUUCGUCGAUCGCGACCAGUUCUUCGACGAGUACAGGCGUCCGCUCUACGCGCCGGUGUCGGCGGUGUAGCACCAGUUUGAAUCUCUCCAACUUGAAACUCUUCUUGACUUUUAGAUUUUCGAAUAAGGUUUUUUUUUCAAUUUGGUACUCUGUAGCUUUUGGACUGGAUUGGAUUGGAUCUAUCUACUACGUAGAUUUGAUUCGAGGCUUUAAUCUGUGUUUUGGUUAGUUUGGAUUAAAUUUGUUGCGAGAACUGAGAACUUAGAACUCUCAAGUUCUGUAGAUGUCGGCAAUGGCGUUCGGUUCUGGGUUACGGAUUAGAAAUGUAUUUGAUGUGGAUGGAAAUGGUCAAGGUGUCAGUUUUUAAUGGUAUCACAGAAAUAUAUCUAUAAGAUGGUGUCGACAAGUACAAUACAA